AUGGUGGAAGAAUUCAAGAAAAAGAUGAUGAGAGACUUUGAGAUGAGUGACUUGGGUCAAAUGAAAUACUUUCUUGGCAUCCAAGUCAAACAAAGCCCGGGAAGAAUUUUUUUAUCUCAAGAGAAGUAUAUUGAUGAUCUUCUAGAAAAAUCCAGCAUGAACCAGUGCAAGCCAGUCUCUACUCCAAUGGGGCCGAAUGAAAAAUUCCAAGUCAAUGAUGAUGCUGAAAAAGUAGAUGCUACACUCUACCGAAAGUUAAUUGGUUCACUCAUCUACCUCAACACAAGGCCGGAUAUCACUCAAUCAGUGAGUUUACUUUCCAGGUUCAUGAAUGAACCAAGCAAGAAUCACUUUACGGCGGCAAAAAGAAUUUUGAGAUACCUUAAAGGUACAAAAAAUCAAGGCAUUGAGUUCAAAAAGGAAAAUAACUUCAACCUUGUUGGCUACACUGACAGUGAUUGGGCAGGCUCACUUGUUGACCGCAAAAGUACAUCGGGCUACAUCUUUUGUCUUGGAACAAAUAUUAUUUCAUGGAGUUCGAGGAAGCAAAGGUCUAUAGCACUAUCUUCUGCAGAAGCGGAAUACAUUGCAGCUGCGGAUGCCGCUUGUGAAGCAGUUUGGCUUAGAAGAAUUCUAAAAGACUUGAUGAUUGAACAACAAGAGCCAACAACAAUACAUUGCGACAAUAUGUCAGCAAUUGCUAUGACAAAAAAUCCAGUUUUUCAUGCCAGAUCGAAGCAUAUUGAACUACGUCAUCACUUCAUUCGAGAUUUGAUUGAUUUGGGAUCGGGUUUUGGAUUAGGGUUUCGAUUUAUUGUGGUUAAGGUUGACUUUUUAUGUAGGUUUUGUGGUGGUCGGUGGUUGUUUAGCAGUAGUUUGUUGGAAAAAAUUCCCAACAAAAUAAUUGAAAAUCCAGAUCUGGCUGGCUGUGCAGUCAUUGCCUGGAACAGCCGACCAUCGGCACCAUUAGAGAGGAAGAAAAAGAGGGAUUUGGAUGAAUUUGGGGGUGGGGGCUUCACGUGUAAAUUGAAUAACUUGAAGCCCCUGCUUGCAAUUAGGGUUAGGGUUAUAAUUUUAUGA
Olea europaea var. sylvestris is the source of this 1080-nucleotide messenger RNA. RefSeq lists its product as uncharacterized. The coding region runs from base 1 to 1080 and encodes 359 amino acids. Lineage: Eukaryota; Viridiplantae; Streptophyta; Magnoliopsida; Lamiales; Oleaceae. The record is from RefSeq and is a predicted model, not a curated record. The transcript is spliced from 3 exons.